Ilyonectria robusta is the source of this 3492-nucleotide messenger RNA. RefSeq names its product Nup93/Nic96-domain-containing protein. The coding region runs from base 1 to 3492 and encodes 1163 amino acids. Gene Ontology annotation, biological process: protein import into nucleus; poly(A)+ mRNA export from nucleus. The record is from RefSeq and is a predicted model, not a curated record. Gene Ontology annotation, cellular component: nuclear pore. The transcript is spliced from 2 exons. NCBI's taxonomy places the organism in Eukaryota, Fungi, Ascomycota, Sordariomycetes, Hypocreales, Nectriaceae. Gene Ontology annotation, molecular function: structural constituent of nuclear pore.
AUGUCUCUCUUCGGCCAGGCGGCUGGCAACACGUCCGGCGGCCUUGGAGGCUCGCUGUUCGGCGGACCGACCCAGAAUCAACAGGCCGGCGCUACAGGAGGAGGGCUCUUUGGCCAGUCGACGACACAGAAUCAACAGCAGGCGGGUACCACGGGCGGAGGACUGUUUGGCGGGCUCGGUGCGAACAAGCCUGCCACGGGUGGGUUGUUCGGCCAGCAACAGCAGCAGGCCCAGCCUCAGACCGGUACGACAGGCGGAUUAUUCGGACAGUCGACGACGCAGCAGCCCGCAACGACGGGAAUGGGGCUCUUCGGCCAGCCCGCCCAGGGCACUCCGACGCCGACCACAGGCGGCUUGUUCGGCAACCAGCAGCAGCAACAGACACAGCAGAAGCCAUCUCUCUUUGGCGCCUCGAUGGCCCAACCCGCCGCGACCGGAUUUUCGACCGCAAAGCCCUCCCUAUUCGGCGCCACGAACACUACACAGCAGCAGCCUCAGAUGAACUCAGCCUUGGGAGGAAGCACUAUGGUGCCCGGAGGGAGCUUGUUCGCAAGCCAGGGCGCAGGCUUAAUGGGAGGGAGUCUGUUUGCUGGUCCGACCUCUGGUGGCCAAUCGCAGGCCCAGUCACAGCCUGCCGGCGCCUACUUCGACAGUCUUUUCGCCAAGAGCCAGAAGGCGGAGGGCAAAACCAACACAGAGGAUCUCCCCAGCCUUGAGCUGGGCCUGGGCGACUUGCGCCAUCGGCUGAGGAAGCUGCAGGCCAAGCCCAACGAGAAGCCCUUGGACGGCAAGGCCCAUUACCUUCUUGCCGCCUCUGGAGUCGACCCCGGAAAUGCUGCCAAGGAUCUCGGCAUGCUCGAUGUCCAGGGUGGACGAGUUGAGCAAGCAACCCGAGGCUACGCCCCCAACGAGGUCGACGUCGAGACCUACCUAUCAAACCUCCAAACGAAGACAACUCUCAGCAUGAUUGCUGACGGACUUGACCGAUCGGUUCGUGACUUCGACAAUUUCCUCGAGGAUAACGUCACCAUGGAGUGGGAGGCGCAGCGAAAGCGUAUCUACCAGCACUUUGGCAUCAAACCCCGCGAGGAGACGACGGCGCCUGGCCGUGAGGCCCAGAGCGGGUUUGGUCGCUCGAAGAGGAGCAAGGCUCAGGGCUCCACACCGCGAUCUGGCAAGGCCAGCGUGUUGGGCAGGUCGACGAUGCAGCGCUCCGUCAUUGGCAACCCCAGCCGAAUCGGUGCGCAUCAGUCAGACUUUUCCGACGUCGACCGAUCCUCUGAGUCCUCCGGAAUGCUUGACGGCCGUGUCUCUUCCGAUGACCGGGUUCUCCGCGAGAGGCAAGGACGGUUGUCUGAGAAGAUCCGCACUCUCAACACAGCCCGUCUGCUGAAGCGACCCUAUCCCAUCCUCUCAGAGUUGGCGGCCGUGGAGCGAAAGUCCCACGACCCCCAUGCUCCCCAUGUCGUGGAGGCGUACUUGGCGGUCAUGGAGAUUGUUGGCGAGAACCCUGAGGCCGAAACGACGCUCGGCAAUGCGACGGCCAAGGAACGUGAAUUCGCCCCCAUAUAUCUGGACGAGAACCCCAACUCGUCAAACUCGGUUGAGAUGAGAAAGCGAAUCCUCACGGGUGCAAACAAGUUCCUCGAGAAGCAGUUCCUUCGUGAAGUUGAGUCUCUCAUUGCCAAGCACCCGCACGAAGCGAAGCUGGGUGGUCUCCCCGACAUCGUCAGCAAGAUCAAGGCGUACAUCCGGUUGCGAUCUGCGCGCAAGGACUUGGUACCUGACAACACGGAGCUGCAACAGACUCCUUCCGGCGAGUACGUGUGGGCUAUUGUCUUCUACCUACUCCGCUCAGGACAUAUCAACGAGGCGGCCAAGUAUGUCAACGACAACCAGCAACCGUUCAAGAGCAUCGACCGGACGUUCCCAACCUACCUAAACAACUACGCAGCCAGCGAGGACCGACGAAUCAGCGGCAGGAAGAUGAUCGACCGUUGCACAAACGAGUAUAUCCAGCGAUCACGAAACGCUCCUGAUAACACCAUCGACCCCUUCCGCAUGGCAUGCUACAAGGUGAUUGGACGUAUCGAACUGAGCAACCGCAACCUCGAGGGACUGAACACAGACAUCAACGACUGGAUCUGGCUACAGUUCAAUCUGGCAAGAGAGGGCGAUAAAACAAUCGAGAUGGCCGGCGAGUCGUACGGUCUGGCGGAGCUGCAAUCGAGCAUCCGAGAGAUUGGCCUGAAACACUUCCCCAAGGCCAACUCGGAGGACUCUAAUGGCAGCUUCGGUAUGUUCUUUUACCUUCAGAUCCUAUCGGGUAUGUUUGAAGAUGCCAUCGCCUACCUGUAUCCCUUCUCCUACGUCGACGCCGUGCAUUUCGGUCUCGCGCUCGCCUUCUAUGGCCUGCUGCGACCUAGCGACGCCGUUUCUCCAUCCAACGACCUACGCAGCUACAGCACCAAGAACCUGCCUCAGAUCAACUUUGGCCGGAUGAUUGGCUACUACACCCGUGAUUUCAGAGCUGCGGAUGUGGUAUCGGCGGUGGACUACCUGACCCUGAUCUGCCUAAACCAGGACCUUGGUGGUGAGGCCGGUCAGCGACACGGCAGCCUCUGUCACGAGGCGCUCCGGGAGCUGGUUUUGGAGACGAGAGAGUUUAGCAAAUUGAUCGGCGACAUUCGACCAGAUGGGCGACGGAUCCGCGGCAUCAUCGAAGAGCGUGGCUCUCUUAUGGGUCUCGAUGCUGAAGAUGACUUUGUCAACACUGUGACGCUGCAAGCAGCUAGCUUUGCGGACGAGAACGGGCGAACAACGGACUCUGUGCUGCUGUACCAUCUGGCGGGUGAGUACGACACAGUUGUAGCCAUUGUCAGCCGGGCUCUGAGCGAGGCCAUCUCGCUGGAGAUUGGAGAGGACCCUAUGCGUCUGAUGCCAGUCAAGCCGCGGGCGGGCGGGCAGGAGGCUGAGGCGGGCAGCAGCCUCAGCCUGGCAGCCAUUGACGACCCCGUGGAGCUGGCCAAGACGAUGAUGUCCAUGUACGAGCGGGACGCCAUGUUCUACAGAAGGAUCCAGGACCAAAACAAGGUGGCGUGCCGAGUGCUGCUGGAGAUGAGCAGCAUCAAGAGUCUGGUAGAGGUUGGCCAAUGGGCGCAGUGCCUCGACAAAAUCCGAGGCCUCGAGAUCCUUCCCCUGGAUGCCGUGGGCGAUGCCAGCCUGAUCCGAGCCUAUGCGUCCAAGUUCUCUGGGCUGUCGCAGCCCGUGUCGAUCAACGUGCCAAACCUGCUGAUGUGGACAAUUAUCUGCUGUGUGCGACAGAAGGAGCAGCUCACCAACGGGCAGUUUAGUGGCAACGAGGGCACCCGACGAAUGAUGGUGGAGCAGCUGAAGCAGAUGACUCUGGACUUGACGACGUAUACAAGCCAGCUGCGGUACCGGUUCCCACCGCAUCUACACGAAGCUCUGGCGAGGGCUUCGGCGGAAUAA